Messenger RNA from Rotaria sp. Silwood1, 1242 nucleotides. The record is from the annotation of a GenBank genome assembly. Lineage: Eukaryota; Metazoa; Rotifera; Eurotatoria; Philodinida; Philodinidae.
AUGCAAACACCAUUACCAUCAUCUCAAUCAAUAACAGUCAAUUUGGAUUCACCAUAUAAAAUAUCCACGGAACAACUUCAUGUUCUACCAACAAGUAAUAUUUCAAUAUCAUUUCGUUUUUUACGUCCUGGUGAUCAAUCGGAAGUAAAAUCUCUUUGUUGUGAUUGGUUUCCUAUUGAAUAUCCUGAUCUAUGGUAUGAUGAUAUUGUACAUGAUCCAAAAUAUUUUGCUUUAGCUGCAUGUGAAACAAAUACACAACGAAUAAUUGGUUUAGUUGUCGCUGAUAUACUUCCAUUAGGCAGUUGUAAUCGUGAAGAUCAACAAAUUUUACAUAAAUCAUUCUCAUUAACAACACCAGUUUGUUAUAUACUAAUAUUAGGUGUUGAAAAAGAAUAUCGACGGCAAGGUUUAGCCGGUAUUUUAUUACAACAUUUAUUAAAUACAUUACAUGAACGUGCAACAUGCAAAGCUGUUUAUUUACAUGUUUUAUAUUCAAAUAAACAAGCAAUUAAAUUUUAUCAAUCAAAACAAUUUCAAUAUCGUGUACAUUUACCACAUUAUUAUUGUAUAAAAGGUGAUAAUUUCGAUGGUUACUGUUUUGCACUUUAUAUCAAUGGUGGUUAUCCACCAUUUACUCUAGGUGAUUUCGUUUCUAAUUGGUGGAUCUAUUUAAUAGGAACAAAUCCUUGUCGUUUAAUUCAAACUUUAAAAUCUUUUUUAACUACAAAUUCUUUUCGCUUGGCUGUUAAUCAACAAUAUCUACUGGAGACAGAUUUAGUUAAAUUCAGUGAACAAAGUGAAGUAGCACUUCUUCCACCGUUUGGUGGUGACGAACUUUAUAAAAGGGUUGUUGCGCCUUCGUGUGGUGCCGUUUCAUCUUUUAUUGGCAUUACACGAGAUAAUUUUGAAGGACGUCGAGUUUCUCGUCUUUCCUAUGAAGCUUAUGAACCAAUGGCCUUACAAGAAUUGAAUCGUUUAUGUGAUGAUGCUCGGCGACAAUUUGCCAAUAUUGAACACAUAGCAAUUUGCCAUCGCUUAGGCGACGUGUCAAUUAGUGAUAUAUCCGUUGCUAUUUACGUUUCGGGCCCUCAUCGGCGUGAUGUAUUGGAUGCCGUUUCCUUUCUCAUCGAACAGCUCAAAACAAAUGUUCCCAUAUGGAAAAAAGAAAUCUACGAAGAUUAUGAAGACAACAGCAAUAACAACAUGUCAACAUCUUCUUAUUGUUGGAAAGAAAAUAAAUAA